UGACACAGCUCCACUAAAUCGAGGUCAAAUUGUUUUUUUCUUGGGUCUGCUGUGAAAUAAGCAGAACUACUUUUUCAUCUCAAUGAAAAUGUCUCCUUGGUGACAGCUCAGUUCCUGUCUUUUCUACCUGUCCGCACACAUAGGAAUCUGUUAAAAUGCUAGUAAUUCUGGUUGUUGACACAUGAACCAAAAAUAAAGCUUCUCAGAUUUUUCUUGUAUGUUUGCAUUAAAGUUAGCCAAAACAUCAGAGCCUUGAAUUAGCAGUGGGAGCUCAGGUGUACUCAGGCCGAACUCAAUAAUACACCUGCUGUUUGUGUGAUAAGGCACUAAUUUCAGUAUGUUAUUGAUUAAGAGCUCAAGGAUGUCUGGUGUUUGGUACAUGGAGUCCCUGAGGUCCCUAGAGGAGAAUCCAUAACUGAACGGGUGAAAAGGAAAAACGAGAGGAACAAUUCCUCAUUCUUCUACUAUCCACAACUAAGACCAUGCCUAUACCGCUCAAUUGUGGAGUCUGGAUAUCUGUGUCGGUCCUUCUAUGUGGAUCUGCAACAUUUACUUCUAACAUUUCAACCCAGAAUCAGCUUCCAAAUGUGACUUUGUUUCAAGACAAGGAGGACACAGGCUGGGAUUCACCAUUUCUUCAGCUGAGAGCCAGUCUACUGUCCUACUCGCAGUCAGUCCGCCCAUACACCCUGCUGACAAACGCUCAAGACUACCACGACAUGCCCAAACCCAGACAUCGCCGCCCUUCUCGCCUCCUGCGUCUUCUGGGAUCCUCCUUUGACCAGUUUUGGAUGUCCAUAGAGCAGCCGUCUGAAUCAUCUGGGGCUCAACCUUUGUUGCCUGGUGGCGUGUUGUCAACCAGAUUACCCACCUACACCACUGCCAGAGAGAAGUUUAACCAGAGUGCCUCUCCAGAGCUGAGAGAGGCUGCAGCUAGCCAGCGCCAGAAGCUGGAGAAGGAAGCUGCAGAUCUGGACCUCAGUUCUCUUCCCUCACAGGUCGGCCUUUUGGUCAGAGACUGGUUAGUGUCCUCGGCCUCUUGUGGAUUAACCUACCAAUGGGUGGAUCUGGGUCUUGCGUUCUGGCCGCGUUGGCUGCGGCAGACUGAUUGUGAAAGAUCAGAUGAAGGGCAAAGUUGCUCCUUUCCUGGUGGGAUGGAGUGUGUGCGAGCUCAGACGACUCCCAUAAACAUCUUGGCGUGGCAUUGCUUGGAUGGCAGAGAGGGAGGCAAUGGGUCUAGAAGGAUGAGGGCUAAUAGCUCUGAUGGCAGCACUGAGAUGGGGACAGGUGAAGUCAUGAAAAGAUGUAUAUGGAGACAAGUGCCUUAUCCUGUGGUCACAGCAUGUACAUGUUCAUGUAAAUGAAUUGUUUUCUCAUCAUAAGAUUUUCCCUUCUCAUCUUUUUCUUCAGCUGGGUUUCUGUAUAACACUGACAAUGAGUUUAUAUUAACGAUGAAAUCAAAUCAAUUUGUUGAGUAAUUUUCCAAACCUAAUUAAAGCUGAUUUUAAUCUUUUCGUUGCAUGUGCCCUAAUGCUACUGGCUUUAAACAGAAUUUAAUAAAAACAUUUUGUCCAGAUAAA
Messenger RNA from Dicentrarchus labrax (European seabass), 1580 nucleotides. RefSeq names its product noggin-2-like. Gene Ontology annotation, biological process: negative regulation of BMP signaling pathway; osteoblast differentiation; negative regulation of cell differentiation. The record is from RefSeq and is a predicted model, not a curated record. Bases 483 to 1364 code for a protein of 293 amino acids. The transcript has a single exon. NCBI's taxonomy places the organism in Eukaryota, Metazoa, Chordata, Actinopteri, Moronidae.